AUUCCCAGAGCUGCCUGGGACCACUCCGGAGCCUCGCAGCAGCUCGUUGUCCCACUUGGCCACUGGCUCCGCGAUCCCUCCUUUUGCCAGCCUCGUCUUGUCACCUCCCGUCUCACCCUCCUCGCUCCAUCCCCCGCCACCUCAUCCACAGCCAUCUGAGCGAGCGCGCCUCUGAGAGCAGGAGGUACUGGUCCUGGCUGCAGGGCGCGCCCUCCAAAGGUCCCCAGCUCGACAUUGGGGUCCCGCGGGCGACAGCAUGGACACCAAGCGCUGCUUCGCCAACCGCUUCGAUGACUACCAGGGCAGCCUGCUGGCGGGCCAGUGCGAGGAGGCAGUGGCGCCCUUGGUCACCUCCACCAUCGAACGCAUCCUUCAGGAGCUGCCCCCGCUGGGUGGCGGCGCUGAGGCUCGGGGAGCGACGGCCGCGGGCAGCAGCUGCCAGGGGGGUCUGUACAGCGGUGUGGCUGGGGUGGCCUACAUGCUCUACCACGUCUCGCAGAGCCCGCUUUUCGCCGCCGCCCGGGAGCGCUACCUGCGCUCCGCCAAGCGCCUCAUCGACGCGUGCUCACGCGCCGAGGAGUGGGGCGAGACGGACGCGGACACCCGCGCCGCCUUUCUGCUCGGGGGCGCGGGCGUGUACGCGGUGGCCACACUUGUCUACCACGCCCUGGGCCGCUCCGACUAUGUGCAGCCCCUCAGCAAGUUCCGGGCUCUGUGCGCCGUCUGCGCUCCUGUCUCCUUCCUGGAGUGCGGCUCCGACGAGCUGUUCGUGGGCCGCGCUGGCUACCUGUGCGCUGCGCUCGUGCUCAAGCAGAAGCUUGCCCAGGAGGUAUUGACUCCAGCACAAAUUAAAGCAAUAUGCCAGGCAAUUCUGGACUCCGGAAAGCAGUAUGCUCUGAAGAAGAGAAAACCAUUCCCCCUGAUGUAUUCUUACUAUGGAACGGAAUACCUGGGGGCAGCUCAUGGCCUGUCGUCCAUUCUCCAAAUGCUCCUUUCUUACCACGAGCAUCUCAAACCUUCAGACCGGGAGCUGGUGUGGCAGAGUGUGGACUUCCUCAUGGAACAGGAACAGAAUUGCAACUGGCCACCAGAGCUCGGAGAGACCAUCGAGAGAGAGAAUGAACUCGUCCACUGGUGCCAUGGCGCUCCAGGAAUUGCUUAUCUGUUUGCCAAAGCUUAUCUCAUUUCCAAGAAGCCGCAGUAUCUGGACACAUGUAUCCGGUGUGGGGAGCUAACAUGGCAGAAAGGCCUGUUGAAGAAGGGGCCGGGGAUCUGCCACGGUGUAGCUGGCAGUGCAUAUGUCUUCCUUCUUCUCUACCGUCUUACAGGAAACUCGAAGUACAUCUACCGUGCCCAAAGGUUUGCUCAGUUCUUAUUCACUGAAGAAUUCAAAGCCGGUUCACGGGUCCUUGAAAGCAUAUACAGCUUGUAUGAAGGCUUCUCUGGGACUGUUUGCUUUCUCAUUGAUCUUCUACAGCCCAAUCAGGCUGAAUUUCCUCUCUUCAGCGUCUUUGUUUAAAAGGUUCCAUCUCCCCUUGCAGUCGGUGGAAGUCCCCUGAGAUUUCCUGAGCCUGCUCUAGGCCGUUUUCCACAUAAUCCCCAUCUAAUGGUCUCACGACUGUGAGCCUUCCCAUUGCUGCCAGAUGGAUGAGCUGAGUCUGAUGAGGACAGCGUGAUACCAGACUGCAGAGAGAGCCUGCCAAACCGAGAUGCUGCAACUCAUCUAAAACCCACCGAUCUACCGUUUCAGGGGAGAGAUGUCCCAGCCAAGAUCAGAGAGAAAAGGGGAAAACACUUAAUGUUUUUCAGUUUGUGACACAAAAGGCAAAAGUGAACUGGAGAUGAUGGCGAUCAAAUACCAACACUUUCAAAACUGAACAGCAAAUGGGAUCAUUCGUGUGUAUGCCCAAUAUCCCUAAAUUCAGAAUAAAGACAACCACAAUGUAAAAGAAUUUUGUCCUGUUAAGAACUCUUUGCAGGAAUCAAGUGUAAGGAUGAAGGAAGGACAUGAAAAGAAAUCAUUGGUUGUCCUAGGACUUGACUUACUGAAAUUCUUAAUUCUUUUCUGAGUGAAGAUGUGUGCAUAUGUAUGCAAGGUUUUAUUUUAACUUAUGUUUUUGGCCACUAUUCUGAACAUUGUAAAAAACAUCAUAUCAUAACUUAUUUUGAACACGGAAUUUUGAAGCUGCCUUAGGCCUUAGGAUAUCUCUUUUCCUACUUCCUUUUUCUUUCCUAGAGCUCAGAAUAGCAAGAUUCCGGGCAGGAAAGAGUGUAGCUUAGUGACAGGGCUUAAGCUUACUAGCUUAGUGUGUAGCUUGUUUAAUGUGCAUAAGGCCCCUGGUCCAUGCCUAGCACCACAAGCAAACAAAGAAACAAACCAACAACAAAAAAGAGAGGAAAUUUUAUAUCUAGCAAAUAAGUGUCACUGUCAUGUGUUUGUCUCAAUUGAAAGUGUGACCCGUAUAUUGUGUAUGCCAGUAAUUUUUCAAAUGCCUUUAUCUUUGUAAUGCUUAUGAAGCUAUUACACUGUAAAAUAUGCUUUCAGUGGAAAUCAAUCAUCUCAAACAUCAGGGUAACUUACCACAAAGGUAAGUCAUUUCUGUAUUCCAUAGAAUUCUGUGAAAGACAUGGGGCGAGAAAACUUGAAAGUGGUUCUAGAAAGAAUGUUGCUCCAUUUCAUCCUGUUAGGUUAAGAGUGGACUGAACUACCUGCCUUGUCGCCUCACCUUGUAAAAACACCAAGCACACUAGACAUUGACUCUUAUGCCAGUUGAUUCUAGUUGUCACAUCUACUUUACUUCUGCUAUCAACACAAGUUCUAAAAAUGUUUCAAGUCCAUCGUGGAUUGCUGAAUCAGAGCAACUGUCAAUAUGCAGAACAUGAGAUUUCCACAGUCCUCAUAUUUAACCACCGAAGUGUGGGCAUCAUAUUAAGAAGACAGUUGUGUGAUACACAGUGUCGUCAUUUGUAGUCAUUAGCUAUUUGGAUGUUUCCAUACAUAAGUAUCUCUGUGUAUAUGCUACAUCUAUCCCCAUAGAAACUGAAGCACUAUUCGAACUGUAGAUAAACUGCCUGGAAACAUGUUGUAUGCGUGCUGGCUUAUGGAGCUGUAUGAACCAAUGGAUUUGUAUGGGUUUGGAUGCAUGCUGUAUGUGUGAUCCUAUUUUGGAAAAGAGGACCUCUUGUAUUCAUAAGAUUCUCAAAGAAUCUUACCAAAGAACAGAACAGUCUUUUUAUAUUUUAUGGCUCUUCGUAUGUUUACAAUCAUCAACAUGAGCUGGGACAAAAUAAUUUUUGUAAAAUAUCUACCUUGUUGGCUUAUUGUCCCAUUUUCAUACCCUUGGAUUUCAACCUAGAAAAUUGUCUCCAAUUGCUUAUCUGUGAGAAGAGCGUUUAGGACAAACUUAGACUCCAGAAGUUCUUUCUUGAGGAGGGCAAGCACCUUUUGGAAAGCCUUAAGGAAGAUGCUAUCCACAGAAUGGUCUUCUUUCUGAAAGGACAAUGACAUCUCCUUCACAAUCUCAUUUUAAAUGCAUUUUGCAUGGGCCCUACAGGUUACAGACAUCAACCAACCGAAAUUACGGCAUCGGAUGCGUAGAUGUGUUGUAUCUGUUAUAUUUCUAGGAGCUCUGGGGACAACUGACUCUACUUUUUGAAGUUGUUAUUAUAGAGUGAUUAAAGCUUUGUGCUGAUCACUGUGAAAAGGUCACUCUUUAUAUAUUACACCAAAAAAAUGGUCAUGUUUGAGUGUGGUCUUUCUGUAAGCACCACCU
Rattus norvegicus (Norway rat) is the source of this 3773-nucleotide messenger RNA. It is a transcript of the gene Lancl3, whose product is annotated as LanC like family member 3. The transcript has 5 exons. The record is from RefSeq and is marked inferred. Lineage: Eukaryota; Metazoa; Chordata; Mammalia; Rodentia; Muridae. Gene Ontology annotation, biological process: peptide modification; carbohydrate metabolic process. The coding region runs from base 257 to 1519 and encodes 420 amino acids.